AUGGCUUCACCUCACCUUUGGACACCUGCUCUUGAACCACGAACUAUUAUAAAUCCCUGGUAUAGACAUGCUAUAAUUAAUGAGACAAUCGCUUUGGACAGAGAAGAGGAAGAAUAUGAAGCACAGUUACAUUCGAUAAGAAUUAAAGAAAUUUUAGACACAUCAGAAGAAUUGUUACCUACAACACCUCCAGGAGAAUCUUCUAGGGCCAUGGAUGUUUCUGAAUUUGAAGUGUUGGGCACUGAAGGCACUGAAGAAUAUGUUAUGUUUUAUCCGGAAUAUCAUCAGCAGUUACUAUACAUGUUUCAGGGAUUAAGGAUAAAUAUUACUAAUACGGUGAAAUCAAUUGCCUCAUUAGCUGGAUUAGAAACAGAUGAUGAUACAGUUUGGGACAUUGAAUUAUUCGAGUAUUCGUUUCGGAUGUAG
Molecule: messenger RNA, 426 nt
Organism: Funneliformis mosseae
Lineage: Eukaryota; Fungi; Glomeromycota; Glomeromycetes; Glomerales; Glomeraceae
Source: the annotation of a GenBank genome assembly